AUGGAGACAGGCAGCGCCUGCCUGCAACCUCGCUCUCAUCGAACGCCGCCCGUGACGUCACGCGCCGCGUACGUCAUCCAUCGAUCCGCGCUCCGCUUCAAGGACGCGUUUGCUCGCCCGCUGCCCACCAACUUCCUUGAAACUUUACUUUGUCGCCACACGGAACGCAGAAAGUCGCCGCAACAACUUGUUAUUCACAUCCAAGCGAUAAAC
Messenger RNA from Iphiclides podalirius (scarce swallowtail), 213 nucleotides. The record is from the annotation of a GenBank genome assembly. NCBI's taxonomy places the organism in Eukaryota, Metazoa, Arthropoda, Insecta, Lepidoptera, Papilionidae.